AUGUCUGUUAAGAAGAGAGUCUACAACGAGCUCACCAUUUCAAAGAAAUUUGAACUUGUCAACAAUGCUGAAAACAAGACUCAAAGACAGCUAUCAAAGGACUUUGGUGUUUCCUUGGGAACUGUUUCCAAUCUGCUGAAACGUAAACGAGAAAUUGAAGAACUUUAUGAGGAAAAUGUCAGUAAAGAACGUUGCCGCAAACUACGAAAGACUGAACACGAACAAGUGAACGAACUGAUGUGGGAUUUUUUCCGAGAAUGCAGAAGGAAGAACCUUCCUCUAAGUGGACCGAUACUUCAAGCACAAGCUCUCGAAUAUGCAAAACGAGUGAAUAACAAUGACUUUAAAGCAAGUAUUUGGUGGCUAGAAAGUUUCAAGACACAACAUUUCCAGCAAAGAAAUCUGUGGUGCUUCAAGAACAUUGAUGUUAGCAGGCUACCCACUCAUUGUUAUCAAAUUGUCCAAGUAAAAGUGAUCAUCUUCCCUCCAAACACGACGUCAAAGCUUCAGCCCAUGGAUCAAGGUGUAAUCAAGCCUAUGAAAGCUGUCUAUCGAAAGCUGCUUUUGAGGGCGUUGUCGCUGAAGCUGGAGGACUGUGAUUCGGUCACGGAGAUCAUACGUGAAGUGAGUGUCUUGGAUGCCGUAAACUUGAUCUAUGACGCAUGGCGUCAGUUGCCACCAGUGACAAUAGAGAAAUGUUGUCGUAAGGCAGGAUUUACAACUGACAUGGAUUCCGAUGAGGGAGAGGAUGAUCUCAUCAAACGAGCAUCCACCCAGCUUGGUCCUGAGCCAGUCUUGGAUGCUGAGGAAUUUGUUGACGCAGAUGAUUUGCUUCAAACGUGUGAAACUCUGAAUGACCCGAACUGGAAAGACAAACUCCUAGAACAGCAAGAAUCAUCAAAUGAGCAUGAUCUGUUUGACGAUGGUGAUGAUGCAAGAGGAAUAACUGUGGAUGUAGAGGAGGAACCAAAAUCUAGCAAGGAAGCUAGUGAGAUGCUCAAUAAACUUUUAAGAUACGCAUUGAUCAGGGAACCUGGGCUGUUGGAAAACCUGCAAAAAGUGAAGUCUGAUCACGAUACUGCCAGACUGCAGAAACUGUUUGAAAAGCAAAAGCAAAUGACAAUUGAACAUUUCUUUUCCAAGAAUUGA
Molecule: messenger RNA, 1149 nt
Organism: Penaeus indicus
Lineage: Eukaryota; Metazoa; Arthropoda; Malacostraca; Decapoda; Penaeidae
Product: tigger transposable element-derived protein 4-like
Exons: 3
Coding region: 1-1149 (382 amino acids)
Cellular component (GO): nucleus
Molecular function (GO): DNA binding
Source: RefSeq, a predicted model, not a curated record